CGUAACCAUAAGCCCAACACCCGGUCAAAUUACUAGCCAGACACGAUGGCCGCCACCGCAACUCCAGUCGCAAACGGAACGCCCAGCUACGGCGAGGCUGUCAAGCGUGUCACUUCCAUCCCUCUCGUCUCCGAGUCUCUGACGUUCGCUCAGUCCACCAUCGACGCACACCCUCUUCUCCUGGCCCGUCCCUACCAUCUUGGACAGUCCGUGGUCACCAAGGGUCUGGACGUUGCUCAGCCCGUCACCGCUCGCAUUUCCCCUCAGCUUCAGAUUGCUGACCAGUGGGCCGUCAAAUCUUUGAAUUUUGCUGAAUCCAAGGUGCCAUACCCAUUCCACGCCACCUACACUGAUCUCUACUCGGCCGCGCGCUACCCUGCCGACCAGACUCUCCAGCUGAUCCACGCUUAUGCCGCUGCUAUCAACAAGGCCUACGAUGAGCGCGUCUUGUCGCCCGCUAAGAGCGUCUACAGCAGUCGCGUGGCUCCUUACAUUCAAGCUGCCGAGAAGAACUUCCAGGACCUCCAGGCUCAGAACGCGUACGUCGCUCGUGCAGUCGAGCUCACCCAGGGUCUAGUCAACAACCUUCAGCAGCAGGUGAACACCAUUCAGAGCGGAAGCCGCGCCCAGGCAGACGCUGCCAGCAAGAAGGCCCAGGCUACUUCUCAGGCCAUCUUCGCCGAGCUGGACCGCGUUCGCUCAUUCGCCCAAGCUCUCCCUGCCGAGUCUCGCAAGCGCUUCGACCCAGCUCUCCAAACCUUCACCGACGCCUACGAGACUCUUCGUCGCGAGGCUCUCGACAGCAAGGUGCCCCCUCAGGAGCGUCUAAACCGUAUUGUCGCCUACGUCCGUGAGCAGACCAUCCCUGCUCUGCAAAAGAGCUUGUCCAACGGCAGUGCUCCUCAGGCAAACGGUGUCGCCAAGUAAAGCAACAAACGAAGUCAAUACUGGUGCAGCUCUGACUGUUUGUGACCCUUCACACAUGUGAAGCAGUUUCUUCAUAGAUUUGCGACGCGCACCCUCUUGCUGGAUUAUGAGCCUGUCGAAGGCUCAGUCGCGCGGAGUGUCGCACCUCGCUUUGUAACAUUUUCCGAGCUCGGCUCCUUCUUUUAAGUCAAAUCCCACUUCCCCCCUCAAAUCGUCAUUGUCCCCGUUUCAAUGUUCAGGUUCCCACAUUUCGAAGUUUUCACGACACCGC
Ceraceosorus guamensis is the source of this 1198-nucleotide messenger RNA. RefSeq lists its product as hypothetical. The coding region runs from base 46 to 927 and encodes 293 amino acids. Lineage: Eukaryota; Fungi; Basidiomycota; Exobasidiomycetes; Ceraceosorales; Ceraceosoraceae. The record is from RefSeq and is a predicted model, not a curated record. The transcript is spliced from 3 exons.